Penicillium cataractarum is the source of this 1005-nucleotide messenger RNA. RefSeq lists its product as uncharacterized. Lineage: Eukaryota; Fungi; Ascomycota; Eurotiomycetes; Eurotiales; Aspergillaceae. The coding region runs from base 1 to 1005 and encodes 334 amino acids. The transcript is spliced from 2 exons. The record is from RefSeq and is a predicted model, not a curated record.
AUGACCACAAGCUUCGCCAACCCAGACUCCCUCGCCGAGCUUUCUGCCCUCGUGGAGCGAACGGUACAGCUGCCUUCCUCCGCGCCCAAAAUGGAUCCACGCGACUCUGCCACUGCCGAACGUGCUACUGACAAUGAAACUCAGCUCAUAGAUACGGGCCGGUUGUUUCGCAAAUCGAAUUCCAUGGCCGCUAGCACACACAUCCAACGCUCCAUCCCCGUAUACUACGAUGGCUUCCAGAACGCGCUAGACAACCUCUCCGAACAAAUUUUCAUCGCAAAGGCCUUCCUGGAAAAGGACUACGAAGCAAUCAAGGCACGCGAGGUCGUGCCUCAGCCCGCCGAGGAUGUAUCCAUGAGUGAAAUCAAGCAGAAAAUAGAGCCAGAUCUACAACCGUCAACUCUCGAGCAGACAGAUCUAGCUUCGCGACCUCUCAAGGUGGAACCACCCUCGGACGAAAGCGCGAUGGCAGGUCUUUCACUACCAACAGAAGCUAUCCCCGCACCACAACCCAGCGAACCCCUACUCAAGACGGAAGAAAAAGACACGGGAGGACUAGCAGUGACGGACCAAACAUUCCCCGGAACCGAAGGCAUUCAAUUCGACACGGUUCUCGACGAGAGCGGAGCGACCAACUCGUUCGACCUGAAUUACGACUUUGGCAACGAUGAUAUGGGCAACCAGGCCUUCCUAUCCGGGACUGGCUUUGGCAGCACCACGACCGGCACUGAUAAUCCCGCUACCUCCCUACCACCGACCGACAAUGCGACCGCGGCCCCCGCAGGCGGGGGUGCAUUCGACAUGGAGCUGGGUAAGACGGAGGGUGCUAAUGCAUUCCCCGACCCGGGCACUGGGAUGGAGGAUAUGAUGGGACCGGGCGAGUCUAGCUUUGAUGAUUUGUUUAUGGAGAAUGAGAACUUUGGCGAGACGGCGGGGGAUCUACAUCAGUUGGAGGGUGAUAGUUUGAUGGAGAUUAAUGAGCUGGAUGAUAGUUGGUUUAAUUGA